Molecule: messenger RNA, 3428 nt
Organism: Zootermopsis nevadensis
Lineage: Eukaryota; Metazoa; Arthropoda; Insecta; Blattodea; Termopsidae
Product: UDP-GalNAc:beta-1,3-N-acetylgalactosaminyltransferase 2
Biological process (GO): protein O-linked glycosylation
Cellular component (GO): Golgi membrane
Molecular function (GO): hexosyltransferase activity; UDP-glycosyltransferase activity
Source: RefSeq, a predicted model, not a curated record
AUACAAGCAUGGCCGCAGAGUAGCUCUGCAAUACGAACAACAUAACCCUUAAAUAAAUGUUCAAGGAAUGAGGAUAUACGGGCGUGAACAGUGGUUGCGAUACAGAAAUACAAAGUUUCUUUUACAAACCGACCUGUGUCCUUUUUCAUUGGUAACGCGUAUUCGUACCACUCCAGGCGACAUAAGUAAAUUCGUUUUUAUUUGUAUUCUGGGCACAUAAAAAAUGAGGCUAUAUAUAUUCCUAAGUUUUAUCAUAGGAAUAAUGUCAUUUUUCCUAAUUCGAAGCACCUUGUAUGUGGUCCAAGGUACUAUGAUGGACACACUUUUGCAUGCAACAGCUACAGUUAAGCAUACCGAUAAAUAUUACGUAAAUAACUUAUAGUGUUAAAUUUCCUGUAUGUUAUCAGUGUCUAACAGGAAAUCACAUGCAAAAAAGAAUUUAUAACUUCAGCACAGUAAGAAUCUUUCUUAUAACUAAUGAGGUUACCAUUUAGCAUAUGGAGGUUAUAUUUAUGCCUUGUAUUCAUACAAUGUAUGUCAGAAUUUGUUUGAAACUUUUCCACAUUGUCCACAACAAACAAUAGUAAUGAGUGUAAAAAUUCACUUGCAAGGGGAAAUAUAUUAAAUUUCUUAAAUAAUUCUGAACAACAUCUCAUCUCUUUUUUGAACACCUACCAUUAAUCUAAUUAUUUUCUUUUCGAUGUAAAAUAAAUUUUUGUAGGCAACAUAUUUAUAAUUCGGAAGGUUCUAGAGGCAGUUUCAUUCAUGUACUGUAUUGCCUCUUCCUUUGCUGGGCAUUUAGUACAUUUAAGUGAGAUUUCAGAUUCUCAUGAUGAUGAGUAUGAAGAUUACAGCCUUCUGAGAUAUUGCACUGCGUAGUCUCAUAGAAGUCAACAUCUAUGAAACUGCAUGGCACAAUCGGCUGUCAUCUUCAGUACCACUGUUAAAUGUCAGUGAUUCUCUACUGAUGGAGUCCAUGAUAGAGGUUUGAGACGCUGAAGUUAAAAAGAAUGAACUCUUACUUUUCAUUGGUAUUAUGUCUUCCCAAAAUAACUCUGAAGCAAGACAAAGCAUUCGGGAUACUUGGCUUAAUCUUACAGGAGAACAAGGUCUAAAGUAUUAUUUUCUCCUUGGUAAAGAAGUUUGUAAUGUUCCUCCUGAAGACAGACUAUACAAAGAAGCCUGUACAGAAUGGACAGUCGACAUAAAAGGAUCUUCAGAAUUCUCUACAGGUGAAGCUGACAUACUAAGAGCAAGAAUUUUUCAGAAAACAGAAGCAUAUGUUGGUUUCACAUUUCUAGUUCAUCAUUCUGUGGUCAUACACAGACUGAACAUACAGAGAGGCUUUUUGGUCGCAGCUGGUGGCUUUGUCAAACUGAAUCUGAUUAACUCUGUCACCAGGGAGAAAAUAGUUUCAGCAACUUUCUCAGAUGUUGAGAAUAAUUCUGGUUCUGAUCUUCUAGAGAAGUCUGUUGAACCAUACUUACUGCCUAAGGGUUUUGAGGGACAGGUUAUCGUGGAAUUGAUCGGUAACAACUCGGGAAAGAACCUGGACUACUCAGAGUGCUGGCUGCAGUGGAACAAUGCAAGCGGAUUAAUCACAUUUCUGCAGCUUGUCAGAAAUAUAAAUGAGAAGCCAGUGCCGUUCCAUUACGUGUCCUGCACAUUUGCCAGCCUGACAUUCACUCUUCACGAAAGAGGAGAGCUUGAGUCGCACAUUGCAUCUAAACUUGAUCGCAAAAAAACAUGGGAAAAUGAAAUCAAAUCACUGAAGAGUAAGCUUCUAAGAGAAUCAGAAGAAAAGAAAGAUAUUCUGUUCCUCGAUGUGGUCGAUGUUUAUAGAAAUUUGCCGCGAAAACUUCUACAUUUCUUUAAAUGGGCACAUUUUAAUGCUGAGUCCUCAUAUUUGCUGAAGACGGAUGAUGACACCUUCAUUAACAUUGGUGAGGUUAUGAAGACUCUGAAGACUGUCAGGACAAUUCAGUCAAAGAAGGCCUUGACUCGACCAGCGACCGAAUUCUCUCUCGACUGGUGGAGUUCAUUUCGCGAAGGUUGGCCCGUCCAUUCCUUUGGAAAGUGGCGCGAGGAUAACUAUCGAUCCGCGACAUAUCCUCCAUUUCCUUGCGGUGCAGGUUAUGUGCUCAGCCAGGGUGUAGUUCAGUUCCUGGGAAACAGAGCAUUCAAUUUUCUCUACCAGGAUUUCCAAGGAGAGGACGUUUCCUUGGGCAUUUGGUUAGCCGGUGCAAACCCUCUGAGGAUCACGGGCGAUAAUAUUUCUUGUGAGUGGGCUUGUGAUGGCACGUGUAACCCACGAGCCUGUAACAGAGCUGAGUUGUCAGUAGAUGCUAUGUAUCAGGCAUGGGACGCAUAUAAGAAUUGCAGUAAUUUUUGUGGCUGUCACUGAAAGUAAUUCAAAGGUACAAAUAUUGUAUUCUGUCUGCAAAUACAGCAUUCAACAUUUGUUGCAUGAAGUGCUUAAAAUUAAUAUGUAAUGGGGAGGUGCGUAUGUCUGUAUGUGUAUGUUUAAUUCCCUAAACUGUUCUUCUGAUUUUAAUAAAUUUAGCAUUAGAUGAGUGCAGAGUAAGAAUUCGUAAGUCAGUUUCUUUACGGUGUGCACUGGUGCACUACAACUUGUGUUUUACAUGGGCCUUAAAUAAAAAAUUGCAAAAUGACAAAAGCUGCGAUGUUAAAAAUUCAUUGUAGCUGGAUCAGGCCCCAGCCUGAUUUCCUGAGAUAGAAUCUAGACACUCUAGGAAGGGGAGGAUAUUCAAAAUUCAGAUUACAUAAACUGACCAUGGUUGGUACCAGAGGUCGAUGGGGCGCUUCUGUUCACGUCAUCCCCUACUAGAAAGUCUAGCUUCUUGGAAAUUUUACAAGAAAAUAAAAUUGCCACCUCCAACCUCGUGCUGUAACAAAUUUUGGCCAGCUUAAACAAAGUGUGGUACAAGUCUCAAAGUAACUGUAGGAUUUGAAGUUCAUCUUCUCUAACUGACCAAUUAUGGCUCGUCAGUUUUAAAUGUUGUGUUGCAUCUUUUGCAAAAACGGUGGGCGUAUGCCCACGUCGCAUCGGAACAAGUUAGGUAACAGAAAAAAGAAAAAUUCAAUUCAUAUUUCCCAAUAAGCUCCUCCCAACCAACAUAAAAUCACACCUUCCUGCUCCGUCCGUCUUUGAGACGACAGCAGCGUUGCACAGUAUUAAGCUCGUGCUGGAACUUCAUUUGGAACUCUCUCUUUUUCGUGCAUAUUCCCUUUUGCACCCGGGUGGGCAGAGUUCCAUUCCGCUGAUCGUUCAUUAGUGCUCCUGUACUCAGAUAAUCGUCGUAACACAUGCAGUGUACGUGUACAUGUGAUUUAAAAAUGACUCUGGUUUAGUCAUGAAGAAUGUACUCGGGAGACGCAUUGGUGCCAAAUACAAUGGUUUUAUUGUG